Lycium barbarum (goji berry) is the source of this 816-nucleotide messenger RNA. Its product is annotated as CASP-like protein 2A1. The record is from RefSeq and is a predicted model, not a curated record. NCBI's taxonomy places the organism in Eukaryota, Viridiplantae, Streptophyta, Magnoliopsida, Solanales, Solanaceae. The transcript has 3 exons. The coding region runs from base 101 to 679 and encodes 192 amino acids.
AAUCUCCCUCUCACUUCAUUUCUUUUCUCCGUUGUCACAAACUUAGGCCAAGUGUGUGGCAAAGUGAAAGAAAAGAAGAAAAAAAAAGGAAGUUCCAAUUAUGGGUGAUUUGACACAAAAAGGUGCUUUAGAGGAUGAAAAUUAUGGAAGCAGUAGCAAUCGCAGGGCUGAGACAAUGCUGAGAUUGCUGCCUAUGGCUCUAUGUAUAGUGGCACUUGUCAUCAUGCUCAAGGAUUCCCAAACCAAUGACUUCGGUUCACUUUCUUACUCUGACCUUGGAACCUUUAGGUACCUAGUACAUGCAAAUGGAAUUUGUGCUGCUUAUUCCCUUGUAUCAGCUAUAGUUGCAGCUCUUCCUCGUCCUACUACCAUGCCUAGAGCCUGGAUAUUCUUUCUCCUCGAUCAGAUCUUGACAUACAUAAUAAUGGCUGCCGGAGCUGCAUCAACAGAAGUGGUAUAUUUGGCAUAUAAAGGGGAUACUGCUGUUACAUGGAGUGAAACAUGUGGUUCAUUUGGAGGUUUCUGCAAAAAGGCCACUGCAUCUGUUGCCAUCACAUUCAUUGUGAGCCUUUGCUAUGUUGGGAUUUCUUUGCUUUCAUCUUACAGGCUUUUCAGCAAAUAUGAUGCACCAGUUGGGCACUAUAAUAACAAGGGAGGUAUAGAGAUAGCUAACUAUUGAAAUGAAUGAAUAAAUGGUCAUUGUAUCAAGAUGUCCAUGUCUGGCUACUAGUUUUUUGGUUUCACUAGCCUAUGUACACUACAGAAUGUAAUAAAUUCUACUUCCCCUAUUUCAUUAUAUAUUGAGAUAUUUGACUA